Molecule: messenger RNA, 1845 nt
Organism: Exophiala oligosperma
Lineage: Eukaryota; Fungi; Ascomycota; Eurotiomycetes; Chaetothyriales; Herpotrichiellaceae
Exons: 3
Coding region: 382-747 (121 amino acids)
Biological process (GO): protein folding
Cellular component (GO): cytoplasm; prefoldin complex
Molecular function (GO): protein folding chaperone
Source: RefSeq, a predicted model, not a curated record
CCUCGAUCCCGGCUGAAGACGCAAGCCCGUGUUGUUUUCCAAGAGGUGUACGGAAUGCGAGUACUGUAGUCAAGCCUCUUGCUUCCAAAGGCACGGAGUACAAGUUUGACUCAAUCUAAGGCUGAGAGGCAGCCUUCUCUACGCCGGUCAGUCUCCAUCCCGGCAGGUUCGGCAAAGCAUCCUUAAGCAAAGAUUGUGCCGUGCCACCACUGCUCUUAUCGCCCACCAAGCCUAUCAAGCCUAGCCUGCACUUAACUCCAUACCUGACCUGAGGCAACACGUUUUCUUCACACGCAUCGGACAGACCUCGGUCACUUCAAACAGAGGUUCAAAAUCUCAGUUGUUGGUUCAUCUCUUUGAGUCGACUUUGGCUCCAUCAAGAUGGCAAUCCCCAAUGCGGCUUUGCAAAAGCUACUCCAGGAAGUCGAGACUCAAGCAGUUCUCUCCCAGCAAAAAAUCACUCAAACCCAGGCAGAACUGAGUGCCAAACGACGAGAUUCACGGUUGAAUCUGCUAACUGCCAAUGAACUCAAAUCGCUAUCCAAGGACACAAAGACCUACGAGGGAGUCGGCAAGAUGUUCGUCGCCGUGCCCAUGUCUACCCUCAGCGAACGCCUCGAGUCCGAAUCAACUUCUUUGAAUAAAGAGAUCUCGGAUCUGGAAAAGAGAUUGCAUUAUCAAGAGACAACCUACAAAAAUAGCCGGCAACACAUUGAAAAGAUCUUACAAUCGGCAGCUCGUCCUUGAAAUCACCUUUCGAAUCUCCGUGAUUGUCCUACCCAGCACGCGACCGGUUUGUUCUCACCGGAGCUGAAGACACCAUCCUAUGGUCACACGCACACACACGCAAACAGCAUGUCAGUCGACUUGGCAGUUUCGGCAACCUAUGUUCCAAAAAUGCCGUUAUCAAUCUAUAAUGGCAGCGAGAAAGACUUUUGUACUGCACCAAAGCCCAGUGUCUGUUGAUCUAGAUCGCUGUACAACACACUCCAUACAUAUUAGGUGUAAUGGCCAAUAUGUGGUGGGUCAGAAGUGCAUGGAAGAAGCUUUGAAACUCAUGCCACAUGAGCUUUUACACGUCGUCUAAAACUACGCGAGAUAGGUUAUCCACCUAAGCGGAACGAGAGUACUCCGUACUACAAAACACGAGAGCCAGAGAAUAGUUCUACGAACGCGGUCUGCCAUGAAGCCCAAGGCCACGGAGGCCAGGCGAGGAAUGGACACCCCAAGAAUCACGAAUUGUAGAGCGCCUAGCACUGAGCACACGGCCAUUUCAUGGCUCUUACCGUGUGGUCAACUUCGUUCUCAAUUUAUGCCAAUACGUUUGGGGUAAUUGAGUUGGUAUCACUUCACGUACAUCGAUUCGCCCUAUGUCGUGUUCUCUCUGGCAUUAACUUGUACCUCCUACCUGUCGAGGGACCUACCUUGUCUCGUGACUUGUAGUAUCCCAGGAAGCGAUCCAUGACCAGUUUCUUGUGGCAUUUUAUAACAACGCUACGAAGACUUCGAGCCGAUCUUGCCAGAAGCUAAUUCAACUUUGAACGAUACAAUCAACUUCCAGGAGACGCAACGUUGCGUGAUCUAGAUACAUGUAGCUACAAAGCCCAGAAGGACUCCAGAAAAUCGAGCUGACAUGGGAUUGCUCUAAACAACUAAGCCUGUGGCUCAUUGAUUCAUUGAUCCAUGUCGCGGACAAGGCUCAGAAUUGAAAAAGAAUUUUUUUCCAUAUCCCGAAACCAGCUUGUGCCAGUGACUACUCGACUUACGAACCCAGACCGAGAGAAGUCCAAUGGAGCAAGACCUGUCGCAUCUCUUCGGCUAUUCCCCACUGCGCGGACAUUGUGC